Molecule: messenger RNA, 1694 nt
Organism: Theobroma cacao (cacao)
Lineage: Eukaryota; Viridiplantae; Streptophyta; Magnoliopsida; Malvales; Malvaceae
Product: mitochondrial outer membrane protein porin 2-like
Biological process (GO): monoatomic anion transmembrane transport
Cellular component (GO): mitochondrial outer membrane
Molecular function (GO): voltage-gated monoatomic anion channel activity
Source: RefSeq, a predicted model, not a curated record
UGAAGAUUUUUAAUUAUGAAUUAGUGUUUUGAUAGCUCUUAGUACCUAAAUAAAACUUGUUUUUACUUGACAAAAAAUGUGGAGUUAUUACUACAUUAACGCUUUGAUGCUAUGACACUUCCCCAAUAUUUCUUAUGUUGAAAAAUCACCCAAUCGUUUUAAAUUAAUAUCAAAAAAUUGUUUAGCCCAAUUUGUUUUGGAUCCAUUGAAUUUGCAUAAUUGUUAACCUAACUAGGCUGAUAGCCCAACAGUCAAUACCAUUACUUAAUCUCAUUUGUUGUGGGCUACUUAUAUGGGCCGGUAGCUCAAUCCUCCUUAAACUUGAGAGUUUUAACUUUUCCAAACGGCAACGUUUUUGUAGUGACCGAAUUUCGUUUUGCGGGUUACCCGUUGGAUUGAUGAUCUACCAUGCAGCAAAAUUUUCGGAGCGAUGUCGUUUUUAUCCCCUGUCCCUAAAAUCCGAACGCCUUAAUCCGUCCUUGCAUUGCAAGAAAUUUCGUUAUUUUAUAUUUUUAAACAUUUAUUUUAAAAUUCAUUUCAACGACCUAAAACCCCAAAACCAAAAUAGGGUUUAUGUUACCCCACUGCCAAACUUCAAGCAAGUGUAAAACCUCUGUCUCCAUCUUCCCCAAACCCCCCAUCGUUGCUCUCGCUUCGAAGUUCAAACAUGAGCAAAGGACCAGGACUCUUCUCUGAUUUCGGCAAACAGGCCAAAGAUUUACUCAACAAAGACUAUACCUCCGACCAGAAAUUCACCAUUUCUAGCACCAGCUACACUGGAGUGGCGGUUGCAUCAAAUCUCGUGAAUAAGGGAGGUCUCUCCUCUGGGGAUGUUGCUGCGCAAUACAAGCACAAGAAUGCUGUAGUUGAUGUCAAGCUUGACACAGAGUCAAAUAUCUUGACAACCUUCACUGUCACAGAUUUACUUCCAUCUGCAAAAACUGUGGCUUCAUUUAAACUGCCUGAUUUUAACUCUGGAAAGUUAGAGGUUCAGUAUUUCCAUGAACAUGCAGCUCUGACUACAGCUGUUGGGCUGAAGAAAUCCCCAGCUGUUGAUUUUUCUUCAACCAUUGGUACUCCCAGCAUUGCUUUUGGUGCAGAGGCAAGCUACAUCACAUCUCCUGGUGAAUUUACAAAGUAUACGGCUGGAGUAAACAUUAUAAAGCCAGAUUCCAAUGCUUCAGUAAUCCUGGCUGACAAAGGAGACUCCCUAAGGGUGUCAUAUUUGCAUCAUCUAAAUCAGCUGAAUGGUGGAGCUGUGGUAGGUGAAAUGGUGAGAAAGUUCUCCACUAAUGAAAACACAUUAACUGUGGGAUGUUCGUAUAAUGUUGAUCCACACACAGUGGUGAAGGCAAAGCUCAACAACCAUGGCAAUCUUGGUGCUCUUGUGCAGCAUGAGCUCAGACCAAAGUCCUUCCUUACGAUAUCUGGGGCCUUUGACACAAAGGCCUUGGAGAAGACUCCCAAGUUUGGUUUGGCUCUCUCUCUAAAGCCUUGAACAGGUAUAUUGACUUCAUGAUAGAAAUGAAGGAUGUGGCUGAUUUUCUUUCUUGUCACUUUCACAUGGGCAUUUUGAUAUUGAUUGAUACCUUUAAGAAAGUGUUCACUUUUGUUGAUUGUUCAAAGUCUUUGAUUAUUACUCUUUUAAUAAAUUUUUACUCAAAAUUUAGUGGCUAUGCCUCUUGUUUAGAAUA